Molecule: messenger RNA, 2077 nt
Organism: Phyllotreta striolata
Lineage: Eukaryota; Metazoa; Arthropoda; Insecta; Coleoptera; Chrysomelidae
Source: the annotation of a GenBank genome assembly
CGAGUUAUUGAUUGCUGUUUGUAAUUGUUUUAAAAACCAGUUUGUUUAAAAUUGAUAACUUGCAGUCGGAUAUAACGUAUCCAAUAAAUUUUUAUAUGCCAGUAGCACUGGCAAAAACUAUUAGCAAAAAUAUUGGAACAAUCAAAAAUGAUACCGCCUCUUGCUCCUGGGCAAACAGAGGAAAAUCUAAAUAUGGUUGGAUGGAAAAAUACUUUCAACAUGAGACAAGUGAAUCUAAUGAAUCUUGCGGCUAGUUCCAUAGCCCAAAGAAACGGAGCCAAAACUACCAUUCCAUCGCUAAGAAGAGCUUACAGUAUUACCAGCCCCACAAAGUCAUUAGAUAUUUUAAGAAAAAACUUACAAAGCGCCAUUAACAAAGACAUAGAUAACGUACUAAAAAAAUACAUAGAGAAAUUUUUUCAACCAGCUAUGAUAAACAUAAAGAAUAAUUUGGGAAAAGGCACCGUAGGUGACGACCACAUAAAAGAGGUGUGUAAACAGAUGCUGGAAGAGGCCAAACUUAUGUACAAAGUAACCCCUAGUUCUCGUGAUAGCUCCCCGUACGAAUACAGCCACAUUGAAGCAGAUUCCGAAACCAGUUUCUUAGAUUCAAAAUACGGGAGAAUGAGUCCAAUUAUCACUUGCAAGAGAAAAGAUUGCGAUCCUGAUCACGAUAUGGGCUCGGCUUAUCCCCAUAUGCUUCCCAUUAAGAAGCCUAGGAGCAAGUCCCAUCACACAGACUACAGUAGUUGUAAAUUAUCGUUGAAAAGGGACGGUCCGAAGUGGAAUCCGGAUAGAAUCCGUGCCAAUUCUCUGUUCAUAAUGGGCGCCAGAGCUAAUAAAGUUUUAGGAUACGGCCAAACUAGGGGCAGGCUCUAUGUGAGACACCCAAAUCUUGUAAGGUAUUCAGGUGAUCAAGAAGAUAAAGAAUGGCUGGCAUCUAAGAAUUUGAUGCCCCCUAGUGGCGGCAAAGCGUAUUUAAUGCUGCUAGAAGAUAUCAAAGAAUUGACUGAAAGUGACGAGUACAGGAAUAGCCCAAAUUUGCAGCUUCACGAGCUCAAAGGUUUCGAAGUGCCACUGUUUUUGCUCAUAAAAAUUAAAAAUUUCAUAGAGUACGUUCGGAACGAAAGGAAACUUUUAGCGAACAUUGAUGGUUCAUAUGAAGUUCGUACCGAACAGUCUAUUAGUUCAACUCCAAUGAAUACGAUAGUAUCAUUAGAAUCAAACCAACACUUGCAAGCUUCUUCUGAUACCAUCAUAGGUGUCGAACAUUCCGAGAUAGCUUUCAAAACUGACUUUUUAAACAUGACUUCAGACAUGAGCAGCACUCUAACAAGUUCUGUGAUUUCUAGUAUUCUUUCCAGCAAUAUUGCUACAUUGCAUAGCAAUGACAAUUCUCAGGAUUUCUAGUAUUUAAUGAUACUCUAAGUAGAGAAUUAUUAAUUGUUUUUUUACAAAUUAGUAUGUCAUAUUGCCUCUGUUUUAUUAGAAACGGGAUAAUUUGUAGAUUUCAAGUGCUUACUUUGUACAAAUCAGUACCUAAUUUAUUUAUUUUUUGUCAUUUUGAAGCUCAAUUUUAUUUAUUUAUUUAUUUAUUUAUUUUUUUUAGAGUUAUUUUGGGAGCUUAUGUUUCUUGUAUUAUUGAAAAUUUGGUAGAUAUGUAAAUAGAAGUAGUUCUAUAAACCGACUGUAAUUUCGCAGGAAAAAUAUUAAAUUAAGAUAUUUUUAAGAUAUAUGCCAAGUAACAAAAACUAUAAUUAUUUUCUUAUUCUGCUUCAAGUACAGUUAAUGACCAGUAGUGUUAAUAAUACCGGACGGAAUUGGAUAUACCCUGUGCCCGCGAAUGUAAUAUAGUUAUUACGAUAAUCACAAUAAAUUGUAAAAAUCAAGUUUACUAAUUUUAUUUGUUAUUAUUCAAAAUAAGAAUUUCCUGCUCUGUAGUAUAAUGUAAGAAAACUACGAUGAAAAAUACUUUCUUAUUCUUGCUGAAAACAUUCAUUUUAAAAAUCAUUUUCCUAUGAUAUCGUGCUUCACAUUCAAUAAAAAUAUUCGUUCGUUAGUGUAAGCAAUAUCAUCC